AUGAAUAUACAACGAAUACUGCCUAGAGUUUAUGGAAUUUUAACUAAUUUUAAUACCUGCGCCCCUUUGACUAAUACGAGUACAAUUCGGUUUCAACAUGAUAAAAGCAGCAUUAAUGAACACAGAGCAAAGGUCAUGGCGAAGGGGUUGCCCGAAAAGAAACCAUUACCAGGAGUGAAGAGUAUAGUUCUUGUAGCUUCUGGGAAGGGCGGGGUUGGAAAAACCACUACAGCAGUGAAUCUUGCAUGUGCUAUGAAAGUGAUAGAGCCAGAUAAGGAGAUAGGGUUGUUAGAUGCUGAUGUGUUUGGACCAUCAGUACCCCUCAUGAUGAAUAUAAGUGGAGAACCAAUGCUCAAUGACGACAAUCUUAUAGAACCUCUCCUGAACUAUGGUGUUAAAUGUAUGUCCAUGGGUUUGUUAGUAUCUGGUGAGAAUGCUGUGGUAUGGCGUGGGCUGAUGGUCAUGCAGGCGUUAGAAAGACUGACAAGGCAUGUUGCUUGGGGUCCCCUUGACUGCCUCGUUGUGGACACACCACCUGGCACGGGUGACACGCACUUGUCACUAGCACAGAACCUGCCUAUUGAUGGAGCAAUAGUUGUAACAACACCUCAGUCAGCUGCACUUCAAGUAACAAAACGUGGUCUUAACAUGUUCGAUAAGCUGAAAGUACCCAUAAUUGGUCUUGUGGAGAACAUGUCACACGCGGUAUGUAAAAACUGCGGGACAAGGAACUAUAUUUUUGGAAAUGAAACAAAACAAAUGGCUGAACAGAUGCAACUAGAGAUGAUUGAAAGUUUUGAAGUCGAUCCAGAUAUGUCUGAGUGUAUUAAUAGUGGAAAGCCAGCGAUAUAUGCAUUACCGGACAGCAUACAUGCAGAGAAAUAUAGACAGCUAGCGAAUAAAGUGUUCAAAUAUAUAUCUAAUAAGGAUAAAGAAGAAGCGACUGCCACGAAGUAG
This is a messenger RNA of Leptosia nina, 957 nucleotides long. The record is from the annotation of a GenBank genome assembly. Lineage: Eukaryota; Metazoa; Arthropoda; Insecta; Lepidoptera; Pieridae.